Adineta ricciae is the source of this 3204-nucleotide messenger RNA. The record is from the annotation of a GenBank genome assembly. Lineage: Eukaryota; Metazoa; Rotifera; Eurotatoria; Adinetida; Adinetidae.
AUGACGACGGAUAAUAAAGUGAAGCAAUGUUUGAAAAGAUUUGGUUUCGACAAAUUUCGAUCUGAUAUCCAAGAGAAAGCCAUUCUAGCAAUUAUCAAUGGAAAAAAUGAUGUUUUUGUUUCACUUCCAACCGGUGCUGGAAAAUCAUUAUGCUAUCAAUUUCCUGCUGUAUUCAAAGAGGAUGGUCUUUCAUUGGUAAUAUCUCCUCUAUUAGCAUUGAUUCAAGAUCAAGUCAAUGCCUUGAAUGAAAAACAAAUCGUUGCUCGAACAUUGAAUUCCACGUUGAGUCCGCAAGAGAAAAAGAUCGUUUUGGGAGAUCUUAUGCAACGGCAACCAUCUACACGGUUACUAUACAUAACACCAGAACUCGCUGCUACUCAAAGUUUUCUAUCCAUCAUCAAAAAAGUUCAUCAACGUCAAUUGGUAAAUUACCUCAUCAUUGACGAAGCUCAUUGUGUUAGUCAAUGGGGUCAUGAUUAUCGGCCUGAUUAUUUGAAAUUAGGUACAUUGCAUGAUGAACUGAGUAAUGUACCAUGUAUUGCUGUAACAGCAACAGCAUCUCAACAAGUGAUCGAUGAUAUUUACAGUUCAUUACAUUUAAAACAACCCAUUCUCGAAUUUAAAUCAUCAGUAUUUCGUCCAAAUCUCUUCUACGACGUUCAAUUCAAAGACUUGCUUGACGAUCCAUUUGUUAACCUAUGUGAAUUUAUCGAUGAAACAAAAAGAUCAUCGGAUACGCCAUCAAUCAGUGGCAUCGUCUAUUGUCGUACGCGUAAUGCAUGUUCAGAGUUAGCUGAUAGAUUAACCCAAACGAAAAAGUACGGAGCAGUUAAAGCAUAUCACGCUGGUUUAACAAGCGAAAAACGUACACAAAUUCAAACAGAAUGGAUGGACGGUUUAACAAGUAUUAUUUGUGCGACGAUUAGUUUUGGGAUGGGUAUUGAUAAAGGCGAUGUGAGAUUCGUUGUCCAUUGGGAUCUGGCAAAAUCGAUCUCAGGUUAUUAUCAAGAAUCUGGGCGAGCUGGUCGUGAUGGUAAACGAUCCAAUUGUCGAAUGUAUUACUCAGCACGUGAACGCGAUACACAAUUAUUUCUGAUCAAUGAAGAAAUAAAUGAAAAAAAAAUUUCCGAUGAACAGAAAACGUCCAUGUUGAAUGGCUUCAAUACACUUGUUCAAUAUUGUGAACAAGCGAAGUGUCGACAUUUGGUUAUAUGUAAUUAUUUCGGUGAUAUGUUGAUAAAGCCCUGCGAAAUUAUGUGCGAUGUUUGUACGCAACGUGAACUUGUUUCAGCUAAUCUACAAAAUUUGAAAAAAAAGAAAAUCGAUGAUACGAACAAUAGGCGUUCAACAAACCGUAUUAUGUUUCGCAAUGAAGGCAGUGAAGAACAGUAUGAAGGUGGUCGAACUGCCAAUCGACGCGACGAGCGUGACUAUCGAGAUGCCAACAAUGAUUAUCGUUGUGAUACAGAUGAUAAUGAUGCUGAAUUAGCCAAGAUGGCCACUAAACUUGUUCAUGAUGAACUUAAACGACGCGGAGCAACGAUGGAAAGUAAACCGAAAACAUGGGCGGCAGCUAGUGCAAAUUGUCCGUUGAUUGAUCCAAACAAUCGAAAGAUUCCCAAUGUUACUAUUCAACUUCGAGAACACGUUUGUCGAAAAUUGAAGGAAACUUUGAUUGAAAACAUUGAAAAACAUUUUGUUAAUGAUGAAGCACAAAGACUUGCCAAUGAAGGUACAUGUUUGGACAAAGCUGUUUGGCUUGAACAUCAAGUGUUUCUUGCGACGAAAAGUGAACCCAUGUAUAAAAUGAAAUAUAUGUCCAAAUGUAAUGAAAUUACCAAGGCAACAAAAAACAAUGCCAGUUUGUAUAUAGUCGAAUCGAUGCCAGCUAAUACUACAAUGGAAUCAGUAUCUCUAUCUACAUCUACGAAGCGUAAACUUUCAGAAACUGAAUCAGCCGUCGAACCCGAAACUAAAAUACUGAAAUCGAACGGACAUACUGAUGCCGAUCCACAAGACAAUUCCAAUCAGCCGUCAUUGUCACCGAUUAAUAUGGAGAACAAAUCUCCUAGUCGAAAACGAUCGUUAUCUUCUUCUUCGUCAUCAUCAACAUCAUCAUCAUCCUCUUCUUCUUCAUCUUCUUCGUCGUCCUCGUCUUCCUCAUCUUCUUCAUCGUUGCCAACGAAGUCAACUUCGAUUAAAAGUUCGUCAACAAAACCAAAAGUCACAACUACUGCUGAACCAGCAAUAAUUCCGGUAUUGAAACAACCAAAUGGUGAACGAAAGAAGUCCAAAAUACUUCAUCAAUCUUUAACAAAUACAACAUCUCAAUCGACAACGCACUCUCGUCAUCAUCGUCGAAAUACUCUACCUAUCGCAUCGACGAAUUCUUUCGAUGUCAAAGCAAAACAAGCGCGUGGCACGUUGAAAACUUGUCUUGAAUCGAUGUCGAACUUUCUCCAUCAGAAAUUAAACGAACAACCGUCCAUUUCUGUAACUAAACAAUCACCAAACGAAGACUCUACUGCAUUACCAGGCUCUUCUUCGUCACCCUCGAUUGCCAAUGAGCAAGACCAACAGAUAAUAAAUACCAACGCUACGCAACGACAAACAAGUCUAGAUGAUCGUAUUCGUUCACUCCUAAAAACUGACAAAUCGAAUGAAGACAAAGCUAUCGAUAGCAACAGCGAAAAGAAAGAAUUAUCACCAACCAAAGUUCGAAAAUCACUACCAUUACCACCUGGAACAUCAAGCUCGACAACGGAUCGGAAACAUGCAUCUUCAAAGAAACGUAGUCACUCUUUAGGUGACCUUAAGUCCAGUAGUAAAAGAUCAUCAACAGCUUCAUCAUCGAUGAAGACAAAACGAGUAUCAUCUACUACAGCUUCUAGUAGUAGUCGAAAACCAUCAUCAUCAUCAUCAUCAUCAAAGAAAAUCCGAGAUAGUAAACUUCCUGUAAACAUUAAAACAAUAUCCGAAGUUGUUGUUGAUGUUCUUAAUCCAUUUUACCAAGCAAAUAGAUUUUCAUCCAAGGAGUUAUUCAAAACACUUGCUAAACGCAUUUCGCAGCAUUUAGCGUCAAAAGAAUUUUCCAAUAUAGAUGCAGUACGUAUGGAUGCAAAAUCAUUGAUUAAACCAGCAUUUCGGCAUAAGCAUUCAAAAAUAUUAACAAAUGCAGAUUUGGAUCUCAUAGUCCCGAAAUAA